AUGUCGCAGUCCCCUGAGCUUCCGGUUUACAACUCUUUCAAGGUCACCACGCCGUCGAUGUCGGUGACUUUAUCUGCGGAUGACACCCCUCUGCCGGCCGGUCUCGGCGCGGUUGCCGGCCCCGCUAGCUUGGUCACGGUGAACCCUGGGAGCAGCAGCGCGCCUGUGGAGACUACCACGGACGUCCCAGGCUCUGUCUGCGACUUCCACACUGAGAAGCAAGAGAAUGACUUGAAGACGGCAGCGGCUGCGCCCGCGUUCAUGCCAGCGGGGAUGUACAAGCGGUCGUACUCAAAGGCGGCUGCGGCUUUGUACGGAGACAGACCCGUGAUUCAGCCAAUGGAGGCCGAAAUCGAGGAGACCCGCGCUGUCCGCGAAGAUGGCGCCGAAGAGCAUAUGGAGCCACACGACUACACGUAUUGGGACAAACUCCGGCGCCAGCACACGAAGACCGAGAUCAGACGGUGGACUUCAUUCUUCCCCGAACAGCAGGAAGACACCGCAUUCUUCGGCAGAGAUAUUGACGUGGCUGUGCCGACGGCCGCGUACACGCAGGGCACCUACUACGAGAGAAUGGAGGAGGAAUUCCAGGCAAAGAGCUUCCGCUUGCCCACAGUGGCGUACGUCGCGCCGCCCGUCUGGAUCCGGCGGACACAGGGAGUCUGCAACGGACUCUUCCGGAGCUGCCAGUGUGCGCCAUGCGGCGACAGCUGCUCCGCAUGA
This is a messenger RNA of Besnoitia besnoiti, 723 nucleotides long. RefSeq lists its product as uncharacterized. The record is from RefSeq and is a predicted model, not a curated record. The transcript is spliced from 3 exons. The coding region runs from base 1 to 723 and encodes 240 amino acids. NCBI's taxonomy places the organism in Eukaryota, Apicomplexa, Conoidasida, Eucoccidiorida, Sarcocystidae.